CCGUGUGUGCGCUGCGCUGUCAUCCCCCUCGCAUGCUGCAAGAGCCCUCGCCGCCAUCCAUGAAGGGGGGGGCGGGCAGCGAGCAGGGCUGCAAGAGGCGAGGGAGGUCCCCAAGGAAGGGGGCACCCGCUGCGGCCCUUCCGUGCCUCCGUCAGGCUCGGCUUCCAUCCCUUUCUCCCAGGGAGGCCUCCACCCCGGGCCCAGCCGGGCCUGCCUCCCCAGCGCCCGCCAAGCCGCCCCUUAGCAACAACCCCUCCCGCGCCGUUGCCAGGCACCCUCCAACGGCCAUCCCGCGCCGCCGCCGCCGGCCUCCCCCUCCCCCCACCCGGCGCUUGAUGCGGGCCGCAGCUGGCGCCCGCCGGGUCUCGCUCCUCCGCUCACCUUCGUGUAAAGCUCGGAGGCUGCCAUGGUGCCGCUGCGCUGCUGCCGCCGCCGGGCUCUCAAGCCGGCCGCGGCGUCCACCUUCGGGCAGGGGAGGCGAGGGAGAGGCCGAGGGCGGGGCGGAGGAGAAGGAGGAAGCGAAGAGAUGCGGCGGGCAGGGCUGUUGCUCCGCUCAGGCGGCUGCCCGCCGGGCUAGGCUGGCCAUGUUGCUAGCCGGGGAGCGCGGCGGCGAAGGAUGGGGAUCAGGCAGGCAGGCAGGCAGGCAGGCCCCCUCCUCCUCCUCCUCCUCCUUCUGCGGCGGCGGCUCUUCAUGCAUUGUGGGUACCAGCCGCCGCCGCCGCCGCCGCCGGGAUGCAGGCGCGCUCUGCCUCCCACCGGCUGCGGGGCAAAGUGUCAGGCACUCAGCGGGAGGGAAGAAGCCAGGAGCUGAGAGGGCUGGCAGGAGGACGAAGAAGGGGGGACAAGGCGGCUUCAGGCUCUUGGACAAAGGACACACACACACACACACACACACACACAACACACACGGUGGGGCUCCACAUCAUCAGCCGCCGUAGUAGGGCAAUGCCAGCAAAAGGGUGGCGGGGGUUGCUACCCCAAGGAUGGGCUGCUACCGUAUUUUCUACUUCAAACGCUCGUGUCCCGUCCCCCCACCUGUUUGAAAAAGAGAAAUGGGAUUGUAGUAAGUACAGAGAGGCCAGGCCUACUCAUGGUCUCAGGUGGGACAGCUUUAUUACUAUUUUAUUUAUUUUACAUAUUUUAUACUGCCCAAAACUUACAUCUCUGGGCAGUUUACAAGAAGUUUAGAGAGGCCUCUCCCCCCCCCCUCCAUAUUUUGGGAGGCACUCUCCCCCCAGCUGCCCAGCAGAUCUGGCUACUGGUGCAGUGGAGGCCAGGUCGUCUGCCCAGGACCUCCUGCAUGUGGCAAGGAGACCUGGCCUCCCAAGCCAGGAUACCCCCUGGCUGCCACUGGCACAAAAGCUGCCAAGUUUACCCCUGUGUGUCAUUCUUUCUUGGACUGUUAGCCCCCUGACCUCCUUGAACUGUUAGACCUGGCCAUUGAUUCAAAGAGGGCCAGGUCUGCCAAGUGGCUCAGAUAUAGGACUAAGCAAAUACCAGACACAUUACCUUUCUUCUGGGAUGUUGCCAGGAGUGUAGCUAUAACUGAGCAGAUGGGUUCAAAGAUGGGAUGUUGCUGUUCUAAGUUGAAUUGGGACAGCUGACACCCCACCUGCUAACUAUGAGAAAGCCACCACUUUAAAAUGCAUCUUUGUCCAGUUAGCAGGAGUGAAGUAACUAACAGGCUCUGUGGCUGCCCUGAGGCUUUGGAAUAUGCCCACUUUUAAAAUAAGAACAUCUCCAUCUCUGAUUGCUUUUAAGAAGACACUCAAGACAGUGUCUUGAGUUUUUAUCAAGACAGUUUUCAUCACCAUGGAAAUAACUUUUUAUUCUGUGAAAUUGUUUUGUUUUUAUUGUUUUAUAUUUGUUGGGUUUUAAAUUGUUUACACCACCUAAAGAUACACAUAUCAGGUGGUAUAUAAAUAUGAUAGAUAAAUAAAUAAGCACCCAGCGAUCUAGCAGUUUUAGACUGUUUUUGCGAAAACACAUGUAUUUUGGGAAUGCAAAUAUCAAGGCUGCAAUUCUAUGUGUCCUUACAUGGGAGCAAAUACCACUGAGCACAGUGGGACUUACUUAUGACUAAAUAUGCAUAGGAUUGUACUGUUACAUUUAUUGUAGCCAGAGCAUGUGUCAACUAUUGAAGUCCACAAAAUCCAAAUAAUUUUUAAAAAAUCUUUAGGGAGAGGAACAUCUCUCCCUUUUCAUUUGUUCAACUUCUGAAUAUCUUUUUAAUUGCAUUUGUAGCCCCUUUCAUUAUUUUGAUGCACAAUAUUGAUUUUAAAGAUGUCUUUUCUUUUAAGAGUCACACAAAGGUCUGGGGAGUGUUUGACCAGAGCCUGCAAGCAAGAGAUAAAGGAGUUGUACUUGGAAGUUGGUGAAAAGGAAGAAAUGGGGUGCACCACGUUGCAGACAGUGAAGCAUGUGGGUGCAAUCCAAGCCAAUCUAUAAAAUCUCUCACAUUUGGGCCGAGCUGGAUUCCAUAGUUACUGCAGAGUCUAUUGUGGAGGUGUCUGGCAACUCCUCUUAUGGGGUUAGAUUGGAUCAUUUUCAGUUUGUGACUCCUGAGGAAGUGGACAAACUGCUUUGGACUGUGCGCCCUACAACCUGUUCUCUUGAACCUUGCCCAACUUGGCUUAUCUCAUCUAAUCAUUAUCAGCAAGAGUCUGAAGCUUAUCUUGUGGGGAAAGCGGUACAUUAUACCAGAUGCUACUUCUGAGUGUUACAUCCUACUUUUUAGAAUUUCUGUGCUAUGGAGUGAAACCCAACCAAGGACAGGAUGUGUGGGAAUGUGGCAGAAAGAAGGCGAUUGGCUGACAGAGGGGGAGACACGAGCAAGAGUUCCAGACACGCAUCUCGAGAGCACCAGCAACCGUUGCCACCCUGAGGAAGACGGGCAGGGGGAGGAGGAUGGCAAAGCCCCGCUGCCCUGAGGACGACAACGUGUGGUGAGAGGAUGACACCUGGCGGGCAAAGCCCUGCUGGCCUGAGGAGGAGGACGGGUAGCGGGCAAAGCCCCACCACCCUGGGGGGGAGGACAGGCGAAGGGAGGACGGCCAGCAGGCGAAGCCGCGGGGGAAGUGGUGGCAGGCCAGCCUAGCCUGGCCACCGGCAGGAGGAGGCGGGAGGUAGUGGUGGAACGGCCUGGAACAGGGGAACUGCAGGGUGUGGGAGCAGCCAGUCGGCUGGCUGGCCAGCUAGAAAGCUGGGCAUGCCAGCGUGUGGGGGAGGGGGCAGCUGGUCCCAACUAGAGGCACAGAUGCUCUGCGCUCGGGCUCACUAGUAUCCCAUUCAUUUCAGUGGGACUAUUAAUGAGUAAUUUAGUCUGUAUAUCAGCCACUGUCUGCUUUCCUGGGUCUUCAGCAUACAACAAGGAGCACAAAUAUUUAACAUAAAUAUUUUAAGAAUUUUAAAAUUAAUUUUCUUCAAGCUAUCUCAAAAGGAGGCCGUGAAGAUUAAUAAAACAAGAGCAGCCAUAUAAAGGGUUCUUUCACGUCACCCAGUGUUUGCUAAGAACUGGACGGUAAUUUCUGCUUGAAACCUACCUGUAGAUAAUAUUACGAGGGA
Hemicordylus capensis (graceful crag lizard) is the source of this 3564-nucleotide messenger RNA. RefSeq names its product translation initiation factor IF-2-like. The coding region runs from base 33 to 938 and encodes 301 amino acids. NCBI's taxonomy places the organism in Eukaryota, Metazoa, Chordata, Lepidosauria, Squamata, Cordylidae. The transcript has 5 exons. The record is from RefSeq and is a predicted model, not a curated record.